AUGUUCUAUCAACCUGGAAAAGAAGACCAUGGGCUACCGUAUGAUCCAUUCAAAGCAUGCGUCCUCCCCCGCCCCAUAGGUUGGAUAUCUACCCUCUCUCCAACCGGCGCCGCAAACCUAGCUCCCUACUCUCAAUAUAACAAUCUUACCUUCGACCCGCCCUACGUCAUGUUCAGCGCCAAUCAAACACCAACCAACAGUCAGAAAGACACCGUCCGCAACGUCGAAGCUACAGGGAAGUUUGUGUGGAAUCUAGCGACGUAUGAACUGAGGGAAGAAGUGAAUAGAAGUGCCGUGCAGGAAGAGUAUGGGAUUGAUGAGUUUGAGACGGCGGGGGUGGAGAAGGAAGAUAGUCGAUUAAGUACUGUAGGGGUUGUGGAGGAAGGGAAGGAGGGCAGGAGAGAGAUGAUGGUGCCGAUGGUUAAGAGGAGUCCGGUGAAGUUUGAGUGCGAGUACUACACCACCCUACGCCUUCCUGGGAACCCGCCUAUGGGAUCCGCGGAUGUUGUUAUUGGGAAGGUUGUCGGAGUGCACAUCGAUGAGCGCGUUUUGACGGACGGCAAGAUUGAUGUAAGGAAGACGGAACCGAUUGCUAGAUGUGGGUAUUAUGAGUAUGCGGUCGUGAGGGAGACGUUUGAGAUGCGGAUACCGGGGGAGGAUAAGGCGAUUUUGGCGGGGUUGGAGGGCAGUGCGAAGAAGAACGAGAGGUUGGAUAUGGUGGGGGAUGUAGAUGGAGACGAAAAGUGA
Molecule: messenger RNA, 747 nt
Organism: Alternaria hordeiaustralica
Lineage: Eukaryota; Fungi; Ascomycota; Dothideomycetes; Pleosporales; Pleosporaceae
Exons: 2
Coding region: 1-747 (248 amino acids)
Molecular function (GO): FMN binding
Source: RefSeq, a predicted model, not a curated record